This is a messenger RNA of Pan troglodytes (chimpanzee), 2088 nucleotides long. RefSeq names its product membrane associated ring-CH-type finger 5 (gene MARCHF5). The record is from RefSeq and is a predicted model, not a curated record. The transcript has 6 exons. Lineage: Eukaryota; Metazoa; Chordata; Mammalia; Primates; Hominidae. Gene Ontology annotation, molecular function: zinc ion binding. The coding region runs from base 366 to 1202 and encodes 278 amino acids.
GCGUCGUAACCCCGGCGCGCACGGAGGCGGCGACUCUUACCUCACAAAGGUAGCUCCUCCCCGGCAGCAACUCGGCUCCCGUGGUCCAUGGACCGGAACCUCGGGCCGACGGACAGGAACCCGGGCCGCGAUCGCCGCCUCCCCGCCUCAGGCUCCUCCUCCUCGCUCUCCGCCGCCUCCGCCGGACUCCCGCAGGCCUUGCACCGCCGCCGCCAGGCUAGCGGAGCUGCCCCGGGAAGCUGGGUGACGGGUUCGCGGCUGCCGCCGGACUGCGGCCUAUUCCGCCGCCUCUCUGUGCUAUUGUCCCUGGGCCUGGCCUUGAGCGGGUCCACUGGGGAAGGCCGUGUGCGCCGGCUCCGCGGAAGAUGCCGGACCAAGCCCUACAGCAGAUGCUGGACAGAAGUUGCUGGGUUUGUUUUGCUACUGAUGAAGAUGAUAGAACAGCUGAAUGGGUGAGACCAUGCAGGUGCAGAGGAUCUACAAAAUGGGUUCACCAGGCCUGUCUACAACGCUGGGUGGAUGAAAAGCAAAGAGGAAACAGUACAGCCAGAGUGGCAUGUCCUCAGUGCAAUGCUGAAUACCUAAUAGUUUUUCCAAAAUUGGGUCCAGUGGUUUACGUCUUGGAUCUUGCAGAUAGACUGAUCUCAAAAGCCUGUCCAUUUGCUGCAGCAGGAAUAAUGGUCGGCUCUAUCUAUUGGACAGCUGUGACUUAUGGAGCAGUGACAGUGAUGCAGGUUGUAGGUCAUAAAGAAGGUCUGGAUGUUAUGGAGAGAGCUGAUCCUUUAUUCCUUUUAAUUGGACUUCCUACUAUUCCUGUCAUGCUGAUAUUAGGCAAGAUGAUUCGCUGGGAGGACUAUGUGCUUAGACUGUGGCGCAAAUACUCGAAUAAACUACAAAUUUUAAAUAGUAUAUUUCCAGGGAUAGGUUGUCCUGUUCCUCGAAUUCCAGCUGAGGCCAAUCCUUUAGCAGAUCAUGUCUCUGCUACUCGAAUCUUGUGUGGAGCCCUUGUCUUUCCUACUAUUGCUACAAUAGUUGGUAAAUUGAUGUUCAGUAGUGUUAACUCUAAUUUACAAAGGACAAUCUUGGGUGGAAUUGCGUUUGUUGCCAUAAAAGGAGCAUUUAAAGUUUACUUCAAACAGCAGCAAUAUUUACGACAGGCACACCGCAAAAUUCUGAAUUAUCCAGAACAAGAAGAAGCAUAAAACUGACUUCUGGUUGUUGUGCAGUUCUCUCAUCCUUAUGAAUCUGUUGUGUUGUUUUGAUUCCAUCAUUAAUGCACUUGUGGAGACUUGUGAUAAGCUGCUGCUCCUAUAUUUUUUAAGAAAUAUAAUAAAGCACUUAGGGCAGGGGAAAUCAUCUCGGUAAUCACGGAACCUAAGGAUGUGAUUUGUUUUCAUUGUUUGUAUGUACUACUUUUAUGGCAGUCAUAUGAACCAUUAUCUUAGCAUGGUAAACCUGGGUUUUGUUCAUAUUUUCUCCAGACAGAAAUGCAAAGAUCAAACUGUGCAAAUAUUAAAAAAAUGCACAUGCUGUUUUAUUCAAAUGCCUCUUUUGUACAUGUUCAUGUUUAGUGUUUUCUCAGAAUCAGCAACUCAAGGUACUAUGAGGAUUUUUCUCACUGACAUAAUUUGAUUACAUACUAAAUAAGAGGAUAUGUUAAUAUGAGGAAAUGUAAAUUAAAUUAGUUAUAAAUAAAUAACCAAAAAUGUAUGUAAACAUUCAAAUGAUUAUCUGAACAAAUGAGAUUUUGUGGUGUUUUCUUUAACCCGUGUGAUGUCCUCCAAAAUGUGUAGGGUAAAAAUUCACAGGGCUUCCAGAUCACUUUUUCAAUAUUAAAUUUUAUUUACAUAAUGUUGACAUCUCAUACUUCAUGAAGUAAUUUUGACUCAUGCAGUCGUGUGUGUGUGUGUGUGUGUGUGUGUGUGUGUGUGUGUGUUUGUGUGUUUCAGUGUUUCAGUGUUUCAUCAGGUCCUUCCAUCUCUGGGAGUUUUUUCAACCCAUAUUUCUAGAAAUUACAGCUGCCAGUUUAUAGUAGUUUGAGCAGAGGAUGAUUUGCAAAAAUAAAAAUAAAGUUAUUUUACUCUCCUC